AAGCGAGCAGGAGUGAAAUCAGUACAGCUGCGGCUCAGGGCGAAGCAGCGUGACGGAGCAAGUGUGCAGGCGACGCAGAAAAAUCAGGAGCUUUUAUUUCCAUUAAACACGUCUAAAAGAAGAGCGCCCUUUAAAGACGUCUACCAAUGGCUACCUGCGAAGACUCUCCUCUAAUGUUUGCUGAAACAUGUGACGAAACCUUUUACUUUCUAGAUACUGAAUGUAUCUCGCGUUCUGCCACACCUAAAACAGAUCUCUGUCCAGAUGCUUUCAGGAAAGGCAAUCAAACGCCACACUCCUACUGGAUUCAAAGUAUGGAUCAAAAGUUCCUGGUUUUAAGAACCUCAGGGAAUUUUGAGUUUGAGGACAGGACUACUCAUGAUCGGGGACUGCCUGAUUGCAAAUUUGACAUCCAGAUUUAUCAGGACUCAACUGCACAAAUACAGCCUGUCAUGCUCUAUGCCUGUAUUAACGGCCAGAAAAUGAUGGUAUCCUGCAAAAAUAACAAGGAAGUCUCUCCAGAGCCCAUGAAUACUAGUGGUCUGGAGAGGAUUAAUGAAAUUGGACACAAGGCCUUGUUUCGGUGGAAACAUAUCUCUACUGGCAAAUACAAGUUUGAGUCCACCAUGUACACAGGUUACUUCCUGGCAUUUGAGCCCUUAGAGGAUAAGCCCUGCCUGCAUAAGCUGAUUCUGCGUCCUGAACCCGAGGACGAAGUGGAUGAGUCAAUGGUGAUUAGUGUGUCAAACUACAAGCCGAUAUAAUCUCUCUCUGUAAAUUACAGAAUACACUCACAAGCCAUUUUAUUAUAUACACCGUUCUAAUACCCCAGUUCCUCUCAGAACUGCCUUAGUUCUACGUAGCAUAGAUUCAACAAGAUGUCACAUUCCUCACCAUCAGUUACUCUGUCAGCUGAACACCUCCGGUGAUUGUAGAGGCUUUAUGUCCUUACCCAGACAUGGUCAAUAACAACACUCAGGUAGGCUGAGGUGUUUAAACGAUAAUCUAAGAGUCCAAAGUGUGUCAAGAAAAUAUCCCCUCACCAGUCAGUAUCCUGAAAUAUUGAUAAAAGGCAGGAUGGAUUCAGGCUUUCAUGUUGUUUAUGCCCAAUUCUGGCCGUACCAUCUGUCAGAAUUGUGCAUGUGUUGUCCUUGUUGUCCACGUAGCUAAAAGGAGUGGUACCUGGUGUAGUCUUCUGCUGCUGUAGCCCAUCUGCUUGAAGGUUCAACGUGUUGUGUGUUCAGAGCUGGUUUUCUGAAAACCUUGCUGGUAAUAAGUUUUGUUGUGUAAAUCUCAACAGAUCAGCAGGUUCUGACAUACUCCUUUCAGCCCGUCCAGAACCAAUAACCACGCCACAUUCGAAGUGACAAAUUUUCUUUCUUCCCCAUUCUGAUGCUCAGCCUGAACUUCAAGUUGUCUUCAUCACUUCUAGACAACCAAAUAUAACAAGUUACAGCUGUGUAAUUGGCUGAUUUUAUGUUUCUAUACAUAAGCAAAUGGUGUACCUAAUGAAGUGGCCACAGUUGGUGUAUUCAUGUUUAUUAAACCGUCUGAAAAUCUGCGUGCAUCAUAGAAUGUUGACUAAUGACGAGCAAACCUGUUUUAUGUAAAUGCUGGUAUGAAAGGAAGCGACAGCCUACAGUGAAAACAUUGAUCAAAUAAACAUAAACCUUCUCACCCCUAGAGAAAUGUCAUAAAGUAGAAUGACUCAGAGAGAGAAAGCUGCCUUACUGAUGGCAGCGACUCAUAUUUUGCAUCUGCGAACUCCGUCUCUGAAGGUCCAAAUUAUUUUAACUGACUGGAACUUGUAAAGAACUUUUUUGCAGCCGUUUAUUCAGGAAGCUAUUGUGUUUUGGUUAUAAUCAUUGCUUUGUCAUCUAAUUCUGCCCUCCUGCCUGUCAUAUUUACAUGUUUUUAUGUUACAUGUAUUAUUCCCAGCGUUAUUCAGAUGUACAUAGACAUUCAGUCUUGUGUCUGGUUGCAAUAUUCUUUUUUCUUGUUUGUUGUCAUUUAUCCAAUUAACCAAAUGUCAUUUUACUCUGUUUUAUAUACAAUAUAUUUAAUCAGUUUACUAAAUAAAGAAUCAACAGAUCAAAACCAAA
This is a messenger RNA of Girardinichthys multiradiatus, 2102 nucleotides long. Its product is annotated as interleukin-18-like. The record is from RefSeq and is a predicted model, not a curated record. Gene Ontology annotation, biological process: immune response; inflammatory response. NCBI's taxonomy places the organism in Eukaryota, Metazoa, Chordata, Actinopteri, Cyprinodontiformes, Goodeidae. Gene Ontology annotation, molecular function: cytokine activity. The transcript is spliced from 6 exons. Bases 147 to 764 code for a protein of 205 amino acids.